Racocetra persica is the source of this 2295-nucleotide messenger RNA. NCBI's taxonomy places the organism in Eukaryota, Fungi, Glomeromycota, Glomeromycetes, Diversisporales, Gigasporaceae. The record is from the annotation of a GenBank genome assembly.
AUGGAAAAAAACAAUGAAGUAAAAGAUUUUCAUUUCGAAAUUGAUGGAGAAAUUUUUACCAAAUCGUUUGAACCGGACGUGAAACUUGAGGAUGUGCGAAAAAAAUUAGCAGAAAGACGAGAUAACUGGAAAGCAGAAAAACUUCUAUUUAAACAAGAUAAUAGACGAAUAUACCAUGAAGAUGAGUCCGAUUAUACAUUAAAUAAACUUCGUAAAUCUGAUAAAUCCAUAAUCUACGUUGAGAAUUUGUUAAAGGAGAUUAAAGUUCAUAUUGAUGAUGAAAAGUUACCUCUCUCGCUAGACCCUGAAGAUAAAUUAAAGGAUAUUCAUACAAUACUUAUUGAAAUUGUUAAUGAUAAAGUUAACGAAAGUAGGAAAGAUUUUAAGUUUCGAUGGAAGAACGGAAAAUUCGUUAGCGAAUUCGAAGUUAUUAAGAACAAAUUAAAAAACAUUUUAGUAAAUGGCAAUGAGUUAUAUAUCACCACCCUACAAAGAGGCAAGGUCAUGAUUUACAGUGGUCAUAGUAAGACUCCUAGCAAACCACUCAGGCAUAUUUUAGAUAAAGGGAAAAGUCUUGCUGAAAUCCGGGAAGAACUUGAAAAUACUUUGAUAGAACAAAGUCAUCUCUAUAUGUGUCCAAAUUGCUGUUUUCUAGAUCAAGAUAAAGCUCGUAUUUCUAUCUCUGAAGAAAGUAAUCUAAAAUUAGGUGAAAUUUUAUUAAUUGAGGACGGCAAAAAUGUUUUAAAUGUUAUUAGAGAUACUUGUCAAGAACAUGAGCAUGAUUUGAUUAAACUGAUUAAUAAGUGCGGAUAUGGAUUUAUUAUUAAGAAUGGUUCAGUUGAACAGGCCAUACACCGCGCAUUUACAAUCGUAAAUGCACCAAAAUAUCGUUUUUUAGAAGAUGGUGGAUACGAAGAAAGUUCAUUUGAAUGCAAAAAUGAAUUUAGUGAUUUAUGCGAUCGAAAUUUUAUUACGUUUGGAAAUGUCAAAACAUCUAUUUUACCUUGGGUCUCGGUUUUUUUUGGAGUUGAUUAUAGAUCCUCACUUAGCAAAUUAAAAAAUCAUAAAAAAGCCAUAAAAUAUUCAUAUGCAAAGUUGAGGAAAGCAUAUAUAAACAUUUCGAAAGAUAACAUUUCUGUAACCCCCGAAUUUAAUAAAGAAGUUAAAAAAGCAUUAAAAGAAGAAACUCAGGAUAAAAAAGUAGAAAAUCUUAAGAAAAUUGCAGAAAAGUAUGGCUACUUCUAUGCAAGCUCUGUUUACUUUGGAGGCGUUAUCGUUGAGAGGUUAGAAAACAUAAAUCAGUCAAACGAAUACGAAAGUUCUAAAGAAUUAGAUAUCACAGCUAAUAGUAAACUAAAAUAUGCUGAUGUCAAUGCUGAUGUUGCUUUGAAAAGAAAAAAGGGUAACAAAAAAGUGAUAGACAUUACUAAUUAUCAUCGCAUUGUAAAGGGAGGCGAUGAGUCGAAAUUUAAACCAAAAGAUCGUCCUGAAUGGAUCGAUUCAAUUAAAGAUUCUGAAGAAUGGAAAAUAAUUGAAUAUCACAAGAUCUUUUCUAUUUUCAGCUUAUUAGAAGAAAGUUUGCAAAAAGACGUUAUAGAAGCUUUGGGAAAGAGAAUUUUAAAAGUGCAAUUCGAAUCAAUUGAAUUUCCAAGCAAAAGUAAUCAACAUGUAUAUGAACUAAGCAAUAAAUUAGAUUGUAUUCCUAAAGAUAGCAUAAAAGAUUGUCAUAUAUUCACUACAGUUUUGAAAAAAAACAAAGAUAGGCAUAUAUUUUCUUCAUAUGUAUCUUACGAUGGUCGUUCCGACAAACCAAAAAUUAUUAUUAAUCGUGUUCCUAACACAAAUAGACAGGAUUCAACCACUACUGCAAUUUUUAAAAUUAUUCGUUUGCAAGACUUUGUUAUUGAAGAUUUUAAACAGAAAAAAGUCAAAUGGAAUAACAAGAAUCCAAUGAAAAAAUCAAGUGUCUGGCAUUCGAAAAUAGACUUAAGUACUAAUGGAAGUCUCAUUGACAAGAGUCUCAUAUUUAAAGAUCAAACUUAUCUUAAUAAUAAGUGUCUAACGAAAAAAUCAAUUAUCCAGUAUUUGAAAAGAAAUAAGUAUAAUAUUGAUAAAGGUCCCAUAUUUAUAAAUCAACUUUUCAACGAUACAUGUCCUAAUAAUAAUUGUCAUGGAAUAAUUAAUGUUUCUCCCGAACAUUUUCAGCUUAGAAUUUUAAAUAAUAAAUCUGCAACAAGAAAAUCGAAAAUUUCUUAUUUUCGUAUUCCUCAAGAAAUAAAUGUAUUAUAUUCAUAG